UGAAACUAUUGUGGUAUAAUUAUUAAUCAGUCUUUUCUUUGUAAAAUAUUCUAUUAUUUCCACUUGUGUCAGGACCAGGUAAAAUUGUAAAACCCAGCUAAUUUCACAGUUCUUCAAUGGAGAUCAACUAGAAGUUUAUCUUUCUAGAAUGGUAGACCCAGAUGAUUCAGACCGGUUUAUAAUACAAUUAAAUCAAUCUUUAUUUAUUUAUUCAUAUGUUUAACCCACUGUCACCACAAUUGUCUUUGGGACAUUAUGCUGUGAAUUCUCAUGUUGUGUUGAACCCAGAAGAUUACUUUAAGACAUGUACUAAAUGUGUUUCAGAGUCAGUACAGCAAAACUGAAAAAAAAAAAAAAAUGUAAUGUGUGCUGGUUAUAUUACAAUUUGUGUUUACACAAAAUCUUGACAAGAUUUGCUCUGUACUUUUCUUAAGUAACUUUUUUGUCCUCCUCCUGACGAUAUUGAUUAACUGUGGUUGAUUGAAUGAGUUUGACUGAUAAUAAGCAGCAAGACUGGAAUGUGAAUGUGAAAUCUUUAAAAGUAGAAAACAUGUCAGUUUGUAGAAGUCAUAUCAACGAUUGCCGUAAAGUCAAAGCAGACAGUCUUUUUCUAACAGUGGUACUAAAUAUUUUUUGAGAAUAUCUGUACUGAAGUUUUUACAACGUGCUCUAAUUUCAGAGUCUUGCAUUAGAUAACGUCAAUCAAAUGAGAGUAGACUCUGGUAAAUAUUCCGCGUUAUAGCAGAUCUGGCUGCAGAAAGACUGCACAUUUGCAGCGGGCGAGACAGACACUUAAACACAGAGACGAGAGGAUGUGUCAACGAACUAAAAUGAAAAAAGCUAAAAGCAUAUAACGUUAUAUCAUAAAUUGUAAGCACAUUCCAAAAAGUUAUUUUACAGGUAAUCACCUUUUUUUUUCAGGAAAUCGAACCGGCAUGAGAAACAUUCACUCUUAUGUAACUUACAUCUCUGCACCUCACGGACACGAACUUAACACAAAACCUGACAAAACACUCGCAGUUAGUAAUUUCUAAAUGUGUUCACCACCAAUCAUAUUCUGAGUAAAAUUAUCAGCAAAAAUGUUUUCCCAGUGUAGUUCAAGGGAAAAGCAACCCAACCUACCAUCUCUGUCGCUCGAAGAAUAAAUGGCGUCGUCGCUUCGAGAGGCAGCAGUCACUGAAGGGUGGAGUCCAGAAAAUUCGAAAAUUAUUUUAGUGUAAAAGUUCAAUUACACUGAACAUGAGUAGUUUUACACUAACUAUCUGGGGAUUAAUCACUUUUAACGCUGCUAAUAUUACACUGCUGAUUUUACUGUGUGUGACUUGACAUAGAUUAUUAUUAUCAAGUUAAGGAGUUCAUUUUUAAAAUAAGUUUGGUUUAUGUGAUGCUAUAAAAACAGGAGUGUGAGGUCAUGAUUGACAGCUGAGACUGACAGCGUUGCUGAGCGAACAGAGGCACCAAUGGACUUCAUCAGGAUCUUCAGGAAGAAAUUGGAGUUGUACUUACCUUAUUUUAACACAAGCCUCUUAUAUGAAAAAUCAGCAGUCAAAAAUUAGACCAGUCAGGUUAAUUUAAAAAAGUGUCAAGAGUGAGAGUGUGUUUGCAAUUGACAGGAGUGUGGGCGGGACACGGCUCCACUUCACUCUCUACUGCACAGACUUUGGUACCAAUUCAGUGUAAUAUGGCUGCGCCCUAUUGGGACAUCGGCUUCACUUUUCUUCAGUGGAAGUGAAUGAAGGUCCUUCGUCCAUCUUUUUUUACAGUCUAUGGUUCAGACACCUUAUCAAAGUGAUUUUUGCAUAAUAGGUCACCUUUAAAAUUAAAGGAAUUUUAAUUGUAGGCAGGAAAAAAUGCCUCUGUAUGUCCUUUAUAUGAAUAUAAUUUAAAGGGUAAGUUCACCCAAAAAUGAAAAGUAGGCUCCGUUUUUCAGACUCCGUAAGAGUGGUGGCCGCCCUAGCAUAAAUGAACUCUUUUAAAGAACAUUUCCAGGCGCCAGACAAGAUUAAUCAAAUCAAAAAAUUUAAGUUAACCCAGGAUAGCCAAAAAAAGAAAUCACCUCUUACAAUAAUAAUAAUAAUAAAACAGUCUAAGGAAUAAUUCACAAGGGAAAUUUAUUUCAUAAUGUCCAUGAGAAAGAAAAACUUGUUUGAAAGCACACAGCAUGCGAUCAAGCGGUGAACUAAACCUUUAAUAUUGUUAAUCUAUAUCACACAAAGAGUGCAGUUUUUUUAUCGAGAUAUCAGCAGGAUAACAAAUGUAAUAUUAACAUUGCAACUUAUAUUUUAUAUAAACAGUAGGCCUAUUGCCUGUUUUUGCUCUAUUUUGCCAACUAAAAUAGUUACACUAAGAUCCCGGCACUGUUUUGCGUUUCUGAGCAAUGCACAGGAUGAUGUUUCCUUAUUGGAUGAAUCUGCUUUUUGAAUGAAUCAGUUGAAUUAAUGAUUCAGUCACUCACUCAUUAACAGAAUCAAAUGCUUAGUUCCUGAAUGAAUCAGCCAUUUGAAUGAAAAAGUUUUUAAUUUCACAUUUCAACAAUUUUUUUAUGUUUUAAAUAAUUUCAAAUAUGUGUAAUGUUAUUCAGCAUUUUAUGUUUAAAAUAAAGCAUUAUUUAUGCAUUUGGAACUGCAGGUACCCAAAGAUACGAAAUGGAUCUUGAACUUUCAUGCUUUACGUCAAAUGUUCCUCACAGGGGUGACCUUUGUAUCUGAUGAUGCAACCACAGCCUAUUUCUGAUAUCAUUUUGAAGUCAAUCAGGACAAUCCGAUGGAUUUCAUUGCUCUGAUUUGAUUUGUUGUUUUAUUGGAUGAAUGACAUUCACAGUUCUUCCUCUGGAGUGGUACAACCCAACGGUGUUAGGUUGCUAAGAGGCACACAGCAGGUAGAGUUAAUAAUUAGCUGACAUUUAUGAUUAGCGAGAUUGCCUAAACAGAGCUUCUGGACAUGGGGCUGGACAUGUAUGAGCAAAGACAUUGUCUCCUUCCCAGAUGAACAACCCAAGGUUCGAAGUUCAGUAAUCAAACCAAGUGCAAAUGGACUCCAAUAGGACAGAAAGAAGUAGACAAGCUACAUGUCUAUGGACUGAAGAGAGAGAGACUGAUGAUCUUGAGGCUUCAUCAGAUAUCACAAAAGCGUUUCUCAAAAGUGAUGAGAUCUCAGCCGCUGCUGCUUCACCUGUCACAAACACCUGUUCCUCAGAAUCCCCACUGGUGACUCCAACAACGCCAAUCUCUCCACCCUUUACCAGUGACUCUCCCGAUUUUGUAGUGGCCAGGAAAAGGGCAGGUCGCUCCAAACCCCGGCCGGUGUCUGACUAUGGCCAGCUGGCCAGCUCAAAGUACUGCAUCCCAGAGGAGAACAGGGAGUCUGAGACUAUGGACUACACUUCCCAGAAGGACUACAAUACCAAUGGCAGCUACACAGAGAGUAACAGACCUGAGAAUGGUCAAACAGAGAGCAGAAAGAGACGUCCCAUCUCUGAUAUUGGAGGAGUGGAUCUGUUUUCAUCACCCACUGCUGAGCAGAAGGACGACAUUGAGAGCUUGCCUUCUCCGGUAUCUCGUCCUCCAGUUCCAUCUCACAGAGUGGCUCCAUACCAGGCCGUGUCUGCCCGCCUGAGACCCUGCGUCUUCUCCCAGAGCACACCUAUUGGUCUGGAUCGGAUGGGGCAGCACAAAAUGCGCAGAGUGCUCAGCGAUGGGAGCUCUGAUCCAAUGCUUGAUGACUGUGUGAGUGAGGAGGACGGCAGCUUUGAAGAACUGACUGAAGGAACACCAUACCUCCAACCAGAAGUCGACCUUUACACUCUCAAUCAGUAUAUACAGUCAGGUCAUGCCGUGUAUGCAGAGGCUCUGUGGGACCAUGUCACAAUGGAAGAGCAGGAGCUGGCUUUCACAGCCGGGGAUGUGAUCCGGGUUCUGGAUGUGGGGGAGCAGGACUGGUGGUGGGGGGCAGUGGGUGACCAUCAGGCCUGGUUUCCCUCCAGCUUUGUGCGAGUUCGGGUGAAUCAAGGGGAUUCCAGCAGUGAUAGUGUGGAAAUCACACUGGAUGCAGAUGAAUCUGUCCAAUCAGAUGCACAUAAACAAAACUCACAGCACAGACAGCAGAUGAGAGCCAAUGUGGUCAAAGAGAUCAUGGACACAGAGCGCGUUUACAUCAAACACCUCAAAGACAUCUGUGAGGGAUAUAUCCGUCAGUGUAGAAAGCACCCUGGCAUGUUUACUGAUGCACAGCUAAAAACAAUCUUCAGCAACAUUGAGGACAUCUACAGGUUCCAGAGACAGUUUCUCAAGGACCUAGAAAAGAAAUACAACACUGAAAACCCUCAUCUCAGUGAGAUUGGCUCCUGCUUCCUUCAACAGGAGGAUGGUUUCUCCAUAUAUUCUGAAUACUGUAACACACAUCCAGUGGCAUGCGCUGAAUUGCAGCGAUUGAUGAAACAAAGCAGAUAUAAACACUUCUUCGAAGCCUGUCGUCUCUUACAGCAGAUGAUCGAUAUCUCCAUAGCUGGCUUCCUACUCACACCUGUACAGAAGAUUUGUAAAUACCCUCUUCAGCUGGGAGAGCUUUUGAAAUACACACCCAAAGACCACAGUGAUUACCCAGGGAUGUGUGCUGCACAUAAAGCCAUGAAGAAUGUGGCAAGUCUGAUAAAUGAGAGAAAAAGGCGACUUGAGAGCAUCGACACCAUCGCUCACUGGCAGGUGGCCAUCCUCCACUGGGCGGGUGAUGAUGUGUUAACACGAAGCUCUGAGCUCAUCCACUCCGGCGAGUUAAUGCGGAUAGUGCGGCCCGGUAAGACGCAGCAACGCAGCUACUUCCUGUUUGACCACCAGCUGGUGUUCUGUAAGAAAGACGUCCUGCGGAGAGACCUGCUACACUAUCGUGGUCGUAUGGACACUGACCUACUCGAGCCACUCGACCUGCCUGAUGGACGGCACGCUCAGCUGGGCCUCCUGAAGAACGCAUUUCUCCUGCGGCAUGUAGAGAACCUGAAUGUCCUGUGUGUGUUGUGCUGCAAAAAAGGCCAGGACAAGCAACGAUGGCUGCAAGCGUUUGCACGAGAGCGCAGACGGGUACAGGAAGACCAAGAGAUGGGGAUGGAGAUUACUGAGGCCCAGAGGAAGCAAGCAGUUCACAACGCCAGGAAAUCUAAACACGGAAAAAUGAAAAAAAUGAAUUAUUCCGAUCAUCCUAUGCCUCCUCAGCAUCAGCCGCUACAUCCUCUCCAUCAGCGACAUGUGACUGUGCCAACCAGCAUCCCCCAGCAGCAGGUCUUCUCUUUAGCAGAGCCAAAGAAGAAGCCAUCUCACCUGUUGUACACACUUGCACGCAGUGCCCUCUUCAGGAAAUGAAAUAGUGUUUUACAUUGUGCCGAUGAGAUCCAUAAAUAAUGAAAUAUUACUGGACUACACUUCUGCUAUGUCACACAUGUGUAUAUUUAUAUACAUAUAAGUAGGUAUGUGUGUACAAAUGACAUAUGUGCCUCAGUAUAAAUGGUCAUUAUUGAGCCUCAGUGUGGAAAGUGUUAGUUUUAUUUAAAAAAUUUUGUCUUGUCAUUUUACUGAUAUUGUCAAAUGCUGCUUCCCAUUGGGUUUCACUCAUCCGUCACCUCACCUAAAUGUAUGUCUUUUAUGACAAAGACUUGUGUUCUGCUUUUUCACUACAUGUCUGUAUGAUUGUAUUGCUUUAGGCUGGAGCCUUGUAAAAUGUAAAAACAGAAUUUUUUUUUUUUAAGUUUCGGUUGUCUCUAUGGUAUAAAGAGGCUGAAUGCAUGCCACAAGUGUGAGUAAUUCAUGCUGCUAGACCCCUCCAUGUUCCCGACAAAACAACACGAGUCACUUUCGUUGUUGUUAUUGCAAAAUCACAAUAUUGUGGGAUAUCCUUCAAAUAAAGAAAAAAAGUAUA
Molecule: messenger RNA, 5904 nt
Organism: Carassius gibelio (silver crucian carp)
Lineage: Eukaryota; Metazoa; Chordata; Actinopteri; Cypriniformes; Cyprinidae
Product: spermatogenesis-associated protein 13
Exons: 13
Coding region: 3030-5351 (773 amino acids)
Biological process (GO): lamellipodium assembly; filopodium assembly
Cellular component (GO): cytoplasm
Molecular function (GO): protein binding; guanyl-nucleotide exchange factor activity
Source: RefSeq, a predicted model, not a curated record